Molecule: messenger RNA, 2354 nt
Organism: Choloepus didactylus (southern two-toed sloth)
Lineage: Eukaryota; Metazoa; Chordata; Mammalia; Pilosa; Megalonychidae
Gene: HTR1B
Product: 5-hydroxytryptamine receptor 1B
Exons: 2
Coding region: 794-1966 (390 amino acids)
Biological process (GO): bone remodeling; adenylate cyclase-activating adrenergic receptor signaling pathway; chemical synaptic transmission
Cellular component (GO): plasma membrane
Molecular function (GO): G protein-coupled serotonin receptor activity
Source: RefSeq, a predicted model, not a curated record
ACCUGCGCGCCCAGCGGCAUGGCUCCAAGCGGUCGUGGGACCGAGGAGGCGGUGGCGGUGGCACGGCACGAGCAGCCGCAGCCCCAGCCCCCGAGAAACCCCUCCUGCGGCCGGGUCCCCGCGGGGCAGCUCGCCCGAGUGACCAGCGCGUGAAAAGAGAGGGAGGGCAGAGCUCCGGCGCGGCGCAAGGUGCGGGCGCGGCUUCUAGAUUUCACCCCGCCCAGCUCCGGUGGCCACAGCAGCCGCAGGAAACUGCCCCAGCCUGGGGUGGGGGGCGGGAAUGCAAGACCAGGAGUCUUCGCUCUCCAGCCAGCUUUGGUCUUGACAGCUAGGAAAUUCCUGCGGGCAGAGUCUACAGAUUCAGGACCUCUCUGGUUAGGAGACGCUCAGCCCCGAGCAGUUGGGGUAAGAGACCACACUUGGCCGAAGCCCCCUUCCCAAACAAAAAAUCCCCUCCUCCGCUAGAUGCCUCGGUAGUAGGAAGAUUGGAGUGGGGCUGGGUGAGCCAGUCUUUAGCAACCCCGGACUAAGACGGGGCGUGGAAAGGAGCUGCCAAGAACGCGGCGGCAGCGCCAGGCGCACGGGAAGUGCAGAGGACGCGCCGGCCCGGUACGGCUGCCGUGCGGGUGACCUCUAGUUACAGCUGGGGACCUGGGCGGAGGAGUAAUUGAAGAACCUACAGAACUGACUAGCAACGAGGGACACGCCUGUGCUCUCCUCCGCGGUCCUCUGCCCUCUGCCUCUUCUGCUCCAUGCCCAAGAGCUGCGCGCCAGAGCCCGGGCGAGGAGAGCCAUGGAGGAACCCGGCGCCCAGUGCGCCGCACCACCGCCCGCGGGCUCCCUGAGCGGGCGUGCACAAACAAACCUCUCCGUUGCUCCCUCCCACAACUGUAGCGCCGAGGACUACAUUUACCAGGACUCGAUCGCCCUGCCCUGGAAAGUGCUGCUGAUCAUGCUGUUGGCGCUCAUCACCUUGGCCACCACACUCUCCAAUGCCUUCGUGAUCGCCACUGUGUACCGAACCCGGAAGCUGCAUACCCCGGCCAACUACCUGAUCGCUUCCCUGGCGGUAACCGACCUGCUCGUGUCCAUCCUGGUGAUGCCCAUCAGCACCAUGUAUACGGUCACCGGUCGCUGGACGCUGGGCCAGGUGGUCUGCGACUUAUGGCUGUCGUCGGACAUCACCUGUUGCACUGCUUCCAUCCUACAUCUCUGUGUCAUCGCCUUGGACCGCUACUGGGCCAUCACGGACGCGGUGGAGUACUCAGCCAAAAGGACUCCCAAACGGGCGGCGGUCAUGAUCGUACUGGUUUGGGUCUUCUCCAUCUCCAUCUCGCUGCCCCCCUUCUUCUGGCGCCAGGCCAAAGCUGAGGAGGAGGUGUCAGACUGUGUGGUGAACACCGACCACGUCCUCUACACGGUCUACUCCACGGUGGGCGCUUUCUAUUUCCCCACCCUGCUCCUCAUCGCACUUUACGGCCGCAUCUAUGUGGAAGCUCGCUCCAGGAUUUUGAAACAGACGCCCAACAAGACUGGCAAGCGCUUGACCCGAGCCCAGCUGAUAACCGACUCUCCCGGGUCCACGUCUUCCGUCACCUCCAUUAACUCGAGGGCCCCCGAAUUGCCCAGCGAAUCUGGGUCUCCAGUGUACGUGAACCAAGUCAAAGUGAGAGUCUCCGACGCCCUGCUAGAGAAGAAGAAACUCAUGGCCGCUAGGGAGCGCAAAGCCACCAAGACCCUGGGGAUCAUUUUGGGAGCCUUUAUUGUGUGUUGGCUGCCCUUCUUCAUCAUCUCUCUGGUGUUGCCUAUCUGCAAGGAUGCCUGCUGGUUCCAUCUGGCCAUCUUUGACUUCUUCACAUGGCUGGGCUAUCUCAACUCCCUCAUCAACCCCAUCAUCUAUACUAUGUCCAACGAGGAUUUCAAACAAGCUUUCCAUAAACUGAUACGCUUUAAGUGCACAAGUUGACUUGUCAAUUGCAGUGGGUCGCCAAAGCGGCCUUUGGGGACCAUUUUGAGUCUGGUUGCACAGGUAGGUCGGCUCUUCUUUCCCUGUUACCGAGUCGGAGCUAGGCUUUCCUGGGCAAAGGCAAUGGGUCCUGAGAAGCCAGGACCUAGCUCAGAGAGAGAGAGAGCUCUGAAGGAACUGUUCAAACUAAAAGUGGAGCUUCUGUACUGAGGAGGAGGCUCACUUCCUCCCUUCAACCCGCUGAGCUCAGCACUGACUCUCUGUGGCAACCUAUCCAAGGGGGUUACAACUUUUGUUUUGGAAAGCAUCUGUGCUUCUAGCCAUCAUCACCCAAUCAACCAGUGGAUUGUGAGCUCACAGAGUUAUGCCCUGCCAUUUUUGUCUUGGU